Messenger RNA from Phragmites australis (common reed), 1025 nucleotides. Its product is annotated as probable acylpyruvase FAHD2, mitochondrial. NCBI's taxonomy places the organism in Eukaryota, Viridiplantae, Streptophyta, Magnoliopsida, Poales, Poaceae. The record is from RefSeq and is a predicted model, not a curated record. Gene Ontology annotation, molecular function: acetylpyruvate hydrolase activity. The transcript is spliced from 8 exons. The coding region runs from base 106 to 789 and encodes 227 amino acids. Gene Ontology annotation, cellular component: mitochondrion.
CAGCGCAGUAGCCAAGCCAGUCGUCAGUCAGGAAAUCGUUUGCUUCCCCGUCACCUCCGCCUUCUCGACUUCUCCACCAACUCGCAAGCCGCGACUCUGCCGGCCAUGGCGGCGGCGGCAGCGCAGAGGCUCCUCGCGGCGAGCACGAAGAUCGUGGGCGUCGGGCGAAACUACAUCGCCCACGCCAAGGAGCUCGGCAACCCUGUCCCCAAGGAGCCCGUGCUGUUCCUGAAGCCGACCUCGUCGUUCCUCCACGCCGGCGUGGCCACCGCCGCCGUCGAGGUGCCCGAGCCGCUCGAGUCGCUGCACCACGAGGUCGAGCUCGCUGUCGUCAUCUCCCGGCGCGCGCGCGACGUCCCCGAGGCAUCCGCCAUGGACUUCGUCGGAGGUUAUGCACUUGCUUUGGACAUGACAGCAAGGGAUCUUCAAUCCGCUGCUAAGUCUGCAGGUCUUCCAUGGACUUUGGCUAAAGGACAGGACACUUUCACUCCAAUUAGUGCAGUGGUUCCAAAAUCGGCUGUCACUAAUCCCGAUGAUCUAGAGCUCUGGCUAAAGGUAGAUGAUGAACUAAGGCAGAAGGGAUCAACAAGUGACAUGAUAUUCAAGAUUCCUUUUCUAAUCAGUUAUAUCAGUUCCAUCAUGACAUUAAUGGAGGGUGAUGUGAUACUAACAGGCACCCCUGAGGGUGUAGGUCCUGUCCGAGUAGGUCAGAAGAUCAAAGCUGGUAUAACUGACCUUAUUGAUGUCGAGUUUGAUGUUCAGAGGCGCAGCCGGUCAUUUUCUACCUGAUGCAAGAAUCAAGAGACUGAAGGUGAAUACAGAGCGCAGUCCUCAACAAUGAAUCGCUUUCCUGGAGCAACUGCAGAUCGUUCUUGAGCCUUCUUGUUUCUAUGAUAUGGUUUAUUUAUGUUGGGAUUGGGCAGACUAGCUAUGACUCUGUGAACUUGUUGCCUCGUGUAUUUUUCUCCCCGUUGAUGGAGUUGUAAGCUCUCUCUUUCUGCAAUAAAUAAUAUUUUUUAACCAAA